ACAUUGAGUACUGCCCUUAUGUGGUGUACGCGCCACACUGCUCUUGCGUUUGUCGUCGGAGAGCAGAGGCACAUCCGUAAGUGACACUGACCACACGCAGUCAGUCGCUUCACCGCAUUUGCCUGUGCAGCGUAUCACAAGCGCUGCCUUCCUUGUGCUUGGCUCACGAGUCGGUCGGGGUCGGGGACCUCCCCUCCUAGAAACACCGAUCCUGGACCCCGCUGUUUGGAGCGCCAGAACCGGGACUCGACGCAAAGUGGAUGGGAGGGGGUGGGAGGUUGUGUAAACCCGCAUGGGCCGGACUCGCUACCAGCCGUCAAUCAUGUCGAGCAAUCAGCAGCAAGCAGGCCAACCAACCACUCAGCAGAGAUCCCCAGCCCUGGGCACUCGGACUGGGCACUUGGGACUUGGGGACGUGCCAGCUCAGCCGGGCUGAUGGACGCCCAUCAUCGUCUGUGUUGCCCAACUGGGGUGUGGCACGCGGGAUGCGGCGGCGGGCUACCUACGUAGCCACCAAGUCGCCAAACGGCAAGCGACCCGCCUCUGAGGUUGGCAACUCGGCCCACCUCGAGUUCUGGCCUCGCCUCGGGUUCCAUGCGAUAGAGAUGGGAUUGCCUAGAGAUAGCCAGACAGACCCUCUAGUCCAUCCUAUCGUGAUGCGGCCUGCAACCAGGGCCACAGCCCGCGCCCACCUGCCACACCUCUUCAAGUGUCCAUCCAUCCAUCAGCUCUCCACCCUCGCCUGGCCCCGUCCUGCUCUCACUUGCAUAUUAUUAGUCCUAGGCUGUCCCGGCGCUUCACGAGCGAGAGCCCUCUUUCUCUUGUCCUUUCCUGAUUCAUCCUCCCUCUUGUUGCCUCUCGCGUCGACGACGACAGUUGCUGAUUUGCGCCCGAAUCCCGCCCCCCCCAUUGAACCCCUAUUGUUCCGCUCACGUCCCGCACCCGUUGUUUCCUCCACACAACGGCAUUGUGCAUGCAACGGCCCGACAAGCGAACCAUACGACCGACACAGACCACGCAGACGUCAUAGCACUACCCCCGGCCAUACGAUCUCCCAUUGCUGACAGUGCCAUUGUGUUCCGGGAGGCCUGAAGGGUGCUCGACUUGCGAGACAUUUACGGCUACAACCGCAGUUCCUGUGUGAUAUCGAUCCCGCCUAUCGACUUGCACCCGUCUCCCCGCUCGUCCCUCUGCGGAGGAUGACGGGCGCGGCGUGCUCGGAGCGACGCCACCAUGCCCCUGUACUCGGAGCCGCCGCCGCUGCGCACCUUCAGUGAAGACAAGCCCACGCUUUUGGUGUGCUGGUGGAUCACCAUCUUCUGCGCCGUAAUCAUC
Lasiosphaeria miniovina is the source of this 1335-nucleotide messenger RNA. RefSeq lists its product as uncharacterized. Lineage: Eukaryota; Fungi; Ascomycota; Sordariomycetes; Sordariales; Lasiosphaeriaceae. Bases 261 to 1064 code for a protein of 267 amino acids. The record is from RefSeq and is a predicted model, not a curated record. The transcript has a single exon.